AUGAGCACUGCUGCGUCGGAAUCGGAGCUGUCGGACGAGGAUGUCGAGAGCGCGCAAAGCUGGUUCGUCGACAACUUCCUCGACGGCGAGACGCAACUCUUCGGCGGCUCGAAUAAAGCGCUCAACUCCAGCCUGCAGGUGUGCGACGGGCUGCCAUCACUUGUAACACGCUCGUCAACUGUAAAGCCCAAUGGCGCAUGCCCCACUAUCCUUACGGACGUGAACGGGUCCUGCACCUGUUUGAGCGGAUUCGACUCUAGUGACGGUGCCUGGGAGUUUCGAAUACGAACGAAAGGAAGCGGGAAUACCACGACUUCAUUCCCGACUACGCAGGCAGCGACGGGCACGCUAGAGAUCGACGCUAUUCAAACGCUUUACGUGCCGGACACGCUGCAGAAGUUGUAA
Molecule: messenger RNA, 405 nt
Organism: Phytophthora sojae
Lineage: Eukaryota; Oomycota; Peronosporomycetes; Peronosporales; Peronosporaceae
Exons: 1
Coding region: 1-405 (134 amino acids)
Source: RefSeq, a predicted model, not a curated record